CCCAUAAUCUGCCUGUCUUGGACCAGACAAGCCUUCAGUUAAAAAGGCAAAAAAAAAAAAAUACUUGUUUCAAUUCCAUCCAUCUAUUGAAAUGGCUCAUCAAGGUCCGCCUUCUCUUUGUUCUACCCUUCAAGCCACCAAAAUUGGAAAGCCUGAGGUUGUGCGCCAAAUGACUGCUUUUCACCCAACGGUGUGGGGUGAUCACUUCCUUAACUACUCUGGAGACCGAAAGAAGGUGGAUGCAUGGACGAGAAAGGUUGAAAUGCUUAAGGAAGAAGUGAGAAGGAUGCUUUUCAACACCCAUGGUUCAGUGCAAGAAAUGAAUCUGAUUGAUGAUAUUCAACGGCUGGGAGUGGCGUAUCACUUUGAAAACGAGAUAGACGAGGCAUUACACCGUAUGUAUGGUGAAUAUACGAAAGUUCAAUAUGAUGAUUUGUACGCCGUUGCACUCCGAUUCAGACUGCUAAGGCAAGGAGGGUACAACGUGUCUUCUGAUGUUUUCAGAAAUUUCAAAGAUGAGGAUGGAAACUUCAAAGAAACCCUGAGAAGUGAUGUGAGGGGUAUGUUAAGCUUAUAUGAAGCUGCAUACUUAGGCAUACAAGGAGAAGAUAUAUUGGAUGAAGCCAUUGUUUUCACUAGUGGUCACCUUAAGACGAUCGUGGACCACCUUCAUCCUCCACUUGUUGCAAAGGUACGUCGAGCCCUAGAGCUUCCACUACACAAGCGCAUACCAAGGCUGGAGUCAAGGUACUACAUCUCACUCUAUCAAGAAGAUGAGUCUCACAACGAUGUGUUGCUUGAGCUUGCAAGAUUGGAUUUUAAUUGUCUACAGUCAUUGCAUCAGAGAGAGUUGAGGGACCUCUCUAGGUGGUGGAAAGAUCUUGGGCUUGCAACCAAGUACUCUUUUGCAAGAGAUAGAUUGGUGGAAACCUACUUUUGGAUUUUGGGAGUGUACUUUGAGCCUCAGUACACCCGUGCAAGAGCCAUAAAAACCAAAAUAAUGAAACUUUUAUCGAUAAUUGAUGACAUUUACGAUGCAUACGCCUUGUUCGAUGAACUUGAAAUAUUCACUAAUGCAGUCUAUAGGUGGGAACUUGAGGCCUUAGAAGGGCUUCCAGAUUACAUGAAGGCUUGCUAUCUUGCACUCCUGAACACAUUUGAGCAAGAGAGGGAGCAUGUUGCUUCAACUGUCGAGUGCUACAUGAAGGAGCAUGGUGUAUCAGAGGAAGAAGCAUAUACCAAGCUUCGAGAAAUGAUUGCUAUGGGGUGGAAGGACAUAAACAAGGCAUGCCUGGGACCGACUCUUAUCCCAUUGCCACUUCUUGUUCGAGGGACCAACCUCCCACGUGUGAUAGAAGGCCUACACAUCCAUGGAGAUGGAUAUACUCAUUCCAAACAUGAGAUGAAAGAGAAAGUCAUUGCGGUGCUUGUUGAUCCUAUUCCCAUUCCCAUGUGA
Molecule: messenger RNA, 1456 nt
Organism: Magnolia sinica
Lineage: Eukaryota; Viridiplantae; Streptophyta; Magnoliopsida; Magnoliales; Magnoliaceae
Product: (-)-germacrene D synthase-like
Exons: 6
Coding region: 92-1456 (454 amino acids)
Biological process (GO): diterpenoid biosynthetic process
Molecular function (GO): terpene synthase activity; magnesium ion binding
Source: RefSeq, a predicted model, not a curated record